This is a messenger RNA of Vigna umbellata (rice bean), 893 nucleotides long. RefSeq lists its product as uncharacterized. The record is from RefSeq and is a predicted model, not a curated record. Lineage: Eukaryota; Viridiplantae; Streptophyta; Magnoliopsida; Fabales; Fabaceae.
AGAACAAGAAGGAAACACCCGCAAUCUAAAGCACAACCCAACCUGCAGUAAUGGGUACUAGAAGCUGCCACUUCGUGUUAUUCUCCUUGUGUCUUUUCUAUGGUUCAGGUUUAGGAACAGCAAAUAUAUUAACGAAUAACAAAAACCAGGAAAUAUUCUCAUCAUCGGAAUUGGGCACUCAAUUGGAUGAUGUUCCUAUCGUCAAUCCCACAAAUCCAGACACAGGAAAUCCGUAUAUGGGAAACCCUACAAAUCCUCAACCACCUGACAUGUCAGGACAAAACCCCACAACCCCAAACACAAAUCCAACCACUCCAAACACAAACCCAACCACACCAACCACAACCCCCACAACACCAACCACGACUACUCCUACAUCAUCAGGUGGCCAAUGGUGUGUCGCUAACCAAGGAGCUUCGGACACUGCUCUACAGGUUGCUCUUGACUAUGCUUGUGGAUAUGGAGGUGCAGACUGCUCAGCAAUACAACCAGGAGCAAGCUGUUAUAACCCCAACACUGUCCGUGAUCAUGCUUCCUAUGCAUUCAACGACUACUACCAGAAGAAUCCAGUACCUACUAGUUGUGUAUUCGGAGGGACGGCAUCGCUUACAAGCAAUGAUCCAAGUAAUGGGAAUUGCAAAUUCGGGUCACCCAAGGCAACAAGCAUUAGUCCACCACCACCAAUAUUUGUCAGUCCACCAAGUCCACCAACUCCAAUGCCUCCUACUCAACCAGGCUUGACAGUUCCUGGUGGUGACGGAACAACUGUCUUUGGUUCAGAACCAACAGGAAGCCCCAACACUGCCACAUCUGCCUUUUAUUCCCUGCCGCUGUUGCUCACAUGUGGCUUGUUGGCUUCCCUUCAAAUAGCAAAUUAAAUCUAGAUGAUGAAC